AUGGAAUAUUUAGGUGAGGUCGUCAUAUCAACAUCCAAAGACGAUCCCAAUAUUUAUAUUUGGGAGCCUCCCACGCUAUCACUCCUCGCUCAUUUCACCGAAACCAUUUCUCUACACAAGCAAAGCUUAACUCUCUCCAAUAACACAAUAAUUGCCCCUCAAGGCCACAAAUCAUUAAUCAAUUAUUACAGGUUUGGCAAAGAAGCCCCAGAAAAAAAGUCCUCGACCCUUGAACAAGUUUCUGCAAUAAUCAGCUACAAUUGGAUGAUUCUGGCUGGAACAGUCCAAGGCCAGCUUAUGUUAUGGGACAUAAACACAGGAGUGUUAAUGCAUAUAUGGAAGCCUCACUUUAAUAAAGUCACUGCCUUACAAAUAAUUGAAGGAUUUUUUAUCAGUGCAAGCGAAGAUGCCUCAAUACAAGUUUUCGCAGUUUCCCAAGUUUUGGCUGGAAAUUAUAUGCCUUUUAGGAAUUUUUCCCAACACUUAAUGCCUAUCACAGAUAUGGCUGUAUUAGGGACAAGCAUUUUUUCAUGCUCUAGAGAUCGGUCAUUUAAAGUGUAUAGAAAUUGGGAAUUUUUUUACGAAAAAUUCGUAAAUUGUCCAUUAAAUGCGAUUGAAGUAAGCGAGCAAGGCAAUAACAAACUUUAUGUAGCUGGAGAUGAUGGGAAAGUUUAUUUUAAUAGAAAUAAUGAAAUUUUAACCUGGGAUAUCGACCAAAGGCCUAUCACAAAUUUAGUCCUUACCACAAAUGAGCAAUUUUUACUAGCCUCGACCGACAAAGUUUUUGUGUUAAAUCCACAAACUGGCCAAAAAAUAAAAACUUUUACUCCCCCCCCUCCGUGAGUGAACAAAACCAUUAGAAAAAUCGCUAUUUUUUGCCAAAAACCCACCUCCGUGAGUGAACAAAAAUUUUGAUAUAUAAAUAAUAAUUAGUAUAAUGAAAUCUAGAGCUAAUUCUAUUUAAUUUUAAACGAAUUGCUUUUUAAAACAUAAAUUUUACAAAUUGAAUUAAUAUUUGCUUUCCAAUUUUUGCGAAUUAGGAUUUUUUUAAAUUUCGAAAAAAAAAAUUUUUUAUAAAAUUUAUAUAUAAAUUUUUUAAAAAAAAAAAUUACCCCCCUCCGUGAGUGAACAAAAUUUUUUUGUUCACUCACGGAGGGGGGGAGUUAGCAUUCACAAAGGAGAAGUUGUCAGCUUAUUUUGCAUACCAAGACCAAGUGAUUUUACAGAGCAAAUGCUCACACAUCAGCCUGUAAAAAUCUUAAAAAAACAGCUGGAAGGAGAGCCUGAUACAAUAGGAUUUGAAUUCCAAAGGAAAAAAUUUGAGCCAAAUGAAGAAAAUAAAGAAGACCAAAAUAUUGCAGCGAACUCUGAAGAAAUUGAAAGGCUUAACCAGAUCAAUGGGCAUUUAUAUAGACUUUGGAUAGAACAUUGCAUUUAA
Molecule: messenger RNA, 1438 nt
Organism: Blepharisma stoltei
Lineage: Eukaryota; Ciliophora; Heterotrichea; Heterotrichida; Blepharismidae
Source: the annotation of a GenBank genome assembly